AUGCUUUUUUUUUUUUUCAAUUUUUUUCCCUUUGCUUAGGACAUUUUUUUAGUAAAUAUAUAUGAGAUGACUUGAAAUUUUUUAUAAUUUUCUAUUUCAUAUAAAAUGUAAAUGUAAAUUGAAGUUUUGGUUUGCAAGUUUGACAUCUUUCACCUAUAGUAUUUUUCGCUAGUGUUCUGUACUCUGUAGGACAUUUCCUAUAACAAGCUUGAGCUUGAGCUUGAAAUAUAAGGUUCAAUGAGCUCGAGCAUGAUAAAAAUUUAUAUGCUCUUGAAUUUUUGUGGUGCUCGGCUAUAACCUAAUGAUGAGUCAAAAAGGCUUAUUAAAUUAGGAACAGGCUUGCAAGUUUCCAUGGAAGCUAUAACAUAAUCUUCUUAAUAACCUCUCUAUCUUAUAACAAGGAAGCAAAAGUAAAUAAAGUUGGAAUAGUGAGCUAUUUUAAUCACAAACUUGAUUAUAUUCACCUUAAAAUGCUUUUAGGAGGAAGGUAAUGGACUUUUAACCUAAAGUAUUCUACCGUGUUCUAUUUUGGUGCAAACAUUUUCAAUUGGCUACACUAGCCAUCCCUGGGUCCUUGGGUGGAGCUUUGGCCAAUAUCUGUAAGUAUCCUCAGGAUUGUUGCAUCAAAGGUUUAGAUACGUGUGUUAUCCAAAAGUGGUUUACUUUGUUAAGUGCAUUUCAUGCAUAAGUCAAAAGUUCAAAGAUUAGAUGACUAAAUAAAAUACUAGGCUUGGAGUAAUGAUAUUUAUUUUCGAGCAAAAACAAAUUAUCAUGGUAACCUAUUAGGGUUCGGUAAAGUGGUAACGGGUAAUGUGAACCAUGUUGGAAAUACAUGUUCAACUCACUCCGUCAUCAUUUAAGUGCAAAUGAAUUCCAAUGGGAUUCUUGCCACCCCUGGGUGGAGAUUUGCCGAGCGCAAGUUGGGCCAAAGUUCAGGUACCCAUGUUAUUAUAAAAAGGAAGUGUGAUAGCAUAAAUACACAUUAGGUAUAUGAGUGUUUUUCAACUAUGCAAUGAGAGGGGUAGGACCAUAUAAGUAUGCAUAAUUUGGUUGUAUUUAUUGUCUCAGCUCUUUAUUACCCACCUGUAUGUGGGUGCUUACUUGUUUGUCAUUCCUAUUUUGCAAAUAUGAGAACUCACCACUGCAUUAACUGAUGAUUUUUUCUCCUUUUUGGGUGCAUUCUGCUGGAGUAAAUUCCUGCCAAUCAUGCAAUGUUUUUUUCUUUUGGCUGAAAUGCAAUGUAUUUUGUGUUUGGUCUUUUCUGAGAUGCGAAAUCAAAUAAUCCAAAAAAGAUGUUCUUUAAAAUACUGAACUUUGCACUGAGAUGUUUAGUAUGUUCUUCCUUUUCAAAAAAAAUUGCCCCAAAAUUUACUUCUCAGGCUACUUGUAAAUUUGUAGGUCAAGCAGAAGACACUUAUCAUAUGGGGUGAGGAUGACCAGAUUAUUAGCAACAAGCUUGCAGUGAGAUUGCAUUGUGAACUGCCAAAUGCAACUAAACGCCAAGUAGCAGAUUGUGGCCACCUUCCUCAUGUAGAAAAGCCAAAAUCUGUUGCAAGAUUAAUCUCAGAAUUUGUUAGGGAUUGUUGCCACGAAGACACUUGUUGCAUUUAAUUAAAUAAAAUUUCUUAUU
This is a messenger RNA of Rubroshorea leprosula, 1630 nucleotides long. The record is from the annotation of a GenBank genome assembly. Lineage: Eukaryota; Viridiplantae; Streptophyta; Magnoliopsida; Malvales; Dipterocarpaceae.